AUGCACACAUCUGGAUCUGGUACUACUCCACCACGUCGAUCUGGUCCUUCUCCAGCUCUCCCAACUAAAGACGGACGUAUCGAGUACAAUCCUGGUGAUGCUGGAGGGCGUUCCACAACUACUCCUGCCGGCUGUUCGGGGCUGGACGGUUUUAAAACCGUUAGACCGUUACAGUCUAACAAGUUACUCAACCUCGCAGUGAAUUCGACACCACCAGAACUUUCACGUGGUGAUUCAUAUCCAAUGGAUAAGCUGUUAGCAAAACUCUCGGAACAGCAGGCUAAGCUUAAACAGAUACCAGACUCAAUGCAGCUUAACGAAGCAGAGUCUCCACGAAUGGCUACAUGCGAAGAUCUGGGAUCGUCGGCCUCAUUGCCGGCCACCCCAACCGUCCAUACCCUUCCUACUCCGGAUGCUGAGCUGCGACCGUCUAGCGCAACGAUACAGCAGGAGUGCCUUGAAGGAGACGAAGUUCUGAGGCUGAAGCUUCAGCUGGUGCAAGCACAGAACAAAAUUUCUAAACUAGACCAGGAACUUGCACAAUCAAGAACCAGCCGGCCCAACUCUGUGGGCCAGAAAACUGCCCCUUCAAGACCAUUGAUGAACCAAGUUCCGCGAGACACCGCUUGGAGUUUGGCAGAAGAUGCUCAAUCCGAUACGAGCGAAUCAUUUUCUACAUCUGGACUCCCUAAACGCCGAGCUAUAUGGGGAAACACCAAGGCGAGCUUCAGCGGCACAGCUCUUCAUACCCAAGCAGCUGAACCGUCUCCCAGUAGUUGGCUUGACGGCCGAGCAAUUGGUCCCGGAUACAUGGAUCACUCGUUUGGUACUUCCGAACUACAGAGGAAUGAAGUAAUAAGCACUGAAGCGGACUUGCUGAUGCGGUCCUCAGUCAAUAGACGAAGCAAUCGUUUUGAUUCCAGAAUGGGCGGACCACAGCCACUAGGACCUACAUUCGCUGGCCCAACUAGUCCAUUCGACCCGAUGAUGGCCUCUAUUUCUGCAGCAAAUAUGGGCAUGCCGCCAGGCCAUGGUGGCAUGGGCAUAUCAAUGUUUCCACAAUAUCAGCAGCAGCCAAUUGGUACACCUUUGUCACCUCAUGCAUCGGAGUUCACUUCGAAAAGUGGUUGGAAGUCUGAGACUUCCAUGUCCGAGGCACACACGUAUCUUCCACCGACAGAACCACUUAACUACCGUCGCCUUCUAGACCGGAACGUUAACUGCAAUUGGAAGUAUAUUGUGGACAAGAUCGUGUGCAACAACGACCAACAAGCGUCCAUAUUUUUGCAACAGAAAUUAAAGGUUGGCACUCCGGAACAAAAGUACGAAAUAGUGGAAGCUAUAGUAGCCCAAGCUUAUCCUCUAAUGGUCAACCGCUUCGGUAACUUCCUCGUGCAGCGCUGUUUUGAACAUGGCACCCCAGAACAAGUUAUUAAGAUAGCUGAAGCUAUUCGUGGGAAUACCCUAAACCUGUCUAUGGAUCCCUUUGGUUGUCAUGUCGUUCAAAAGGCUUUCGACUCUGUCCCUGAAGAUUACAAAGCGAUUAUGGUUAGAGAACUAUUGCGGCGAAUUCCAGAAACCGUGAUUCACCGCUAUGCUUGCCAUGUAUGGCAGAAGCUUUUUGAACUUCGGUGGACGGAGUCACCUCCUCAGAUUAUGCAAUUUGUCAAUGAUGCAUUGCGUGGAAUGUGGCAUGAGGUUGCGCUGGGCGAGACUGGCAGCCUGGUUGUGCAAAACAUCUUUGAGAAUUGUCUCGAAGACGAUAAGCGACCGUGUAUCGAAGAGGUUCUUGCCAACAUCGACAUCGUGGCCCAUGGUCAAUUCGGCAAUUGGUGUAUCCAACAUAUUUGUGAACAUGGAUCACCACCAGACAGGAGCCGGGCCAUAGAUCACGUCAUCCGAUAUGCUGCAGAAUACAGUACCGAUCAGUUUGCUUCCAAGGUCGUUGAAAAGUGCCUUAAAAUCGGAGGGUCUGAUUUUCUUGGCCGGUACCUGGAUCGUGUUUGUGAAGGCCGCCGAGACCGUACUCGUAUUCCACUAAUCGAUAUUGCAAGUGAUCAAUACGGCAAUUAUCUUAUUCAAUGGAUUCUUGACAAUGCCACCCCUCAGCAUCGCGAGGUUGUUGCUGCUCACAUCCGAAAGCACAUGGUUUCCCUAAGAGGGUCGAAGUUUGGCUCCCGUGUUGGUAUGCUAUGCACUAACCAUGCUGUCACUACCAGACCAGGGCAUGGCGCUGGACCAAGCCUCCCAGGACGUCUCCCUGGUGGGAGAUACAGCACAAACACUUACCGCUAG
Messenger RNA from [Torrubiella] hemipterigena, 2295 nucleotides. NCBI's taxonomy places the organism in Eukaryota, Fungi, Ascomycota, Sordariomycetes, Hypocreales, Clavicipitaceae. The record is from the annotation of a GenBank genome assembly.